Oncorhynchus tshawytscha (Chinook salmon) is the source of this 1531-nucleotide messenger RNA. Its product is annotated as serine/arginine-rich splicing factor 5. Gene Ontology annotation, molecular function: mRNA binding. The transcript is spliced from 9 exons. Gene Ontology annotation, cellular component: ribonucleoprotein complex; nucleus; cytoplasm. The record is from RefSeq and is a predicted model, not a curated record. Lineage: Eukaryota; Metazoa; Chordata; Actinopteri; Salmoniformes; Salmonidae. Bases 284 to 1264 code for a protein of 326 amino acids.
ACAAUGUCUGUGUCGCAGCUCACGUUAAGGUCACAAUAAACGCUCGGUUUUAAAACCUCUCCGGGAUGAGUAUACGCGGUUUAUCACGUUUUAGGCAUCUAAAAUAGUGUAUACUUUUUUUUUUAAAGUUAAUACUCCCAAUUUGUGUACUAUAUAUAAUUCUAGUUGGCUAAACAUUGCUAAUGUUGUGGGUGUAGCAUUUAACCACGCAGAAAAUAUUGAUGGUGUCGUUUGAGUUUCUUACAACAUUCCUUCCACAUAGUGGACAUCUUUUACAGGCAGAAUGAGUGGCUGCCGCAUAUUUGUCGGCCGGUUGAACCCGUCCGCCAGAGAGAAGGACGUGGAGAGAUUCUUCAAAGGAUACGGCCGCAUCCGAGACAUCGACCUCAAGAGGGGCUUUGGUUUUGUGGAGUUUGAUGAUCCUAGGGAUGCUGAGGAUGCAGUUUAUGAGUUGGACGGCAAGGAGCUCUGCAAUGAGAGAGUGACCAUUGAGCAUGCUCGUGUGCGCCUGCGUGGUGGGCGAGGACGUGGUGGUGACAGAGGGGGAGGAGGAGGAGGAGGAGGCCGCUUCCCAGAUCGCUAUGGCCGUGGCUCCCAGGAUAGUCGGAGGACCAACCAACCAAGUGGACCACCGGCAGAUAGGAACCCCCCACCGAUGCGUACGGAGAACCGUCUCAUCGUGGAGAACCUGUCAUCUCGCGUCAGCUGGCAGGACCUGAAGGAUUUCAUGAGACAGGCUGGGGAAGUCACGUUUGCAGACGCACACCGCCCCAAGCUCAACGAAGGGGUGGUUGAGUUCGCUUCUUACAGCGAUCUGAAAAACGCCCUUGAGAAGCUGUCUGGCAAGGAGAUCAAUGGAAGGAAAAUCAAGCUGAUCGAGGCAGCUAAGAAGAGGGGUUCCAGGAGUCGUUCCCGUUCAGAGAGCUCUUCUCGUUCUCGCUCCCGUUCUCGUAACCGGUCCCCGUCCCGCUCCAGGACCCCUCGUCGUUCCAGGUCCCACUCCCCCAAAGCCCGCUCCCCCAAGAGGGACUACAAACGCUCUCGUUCUCGUUCCCACAGCGGCUCCCCAGCGCCCCGUGCUGCUGCCCCUGGCUCCCCACCCCCGAGGGCCAAAGAGACCUCUUCCUCCUCCUCCUCUAAACGGCCCUCUAAGCCCAGCAAGUCUGCCUCCCCCAACUCCCCUCCCCCUGCACAGCGUGCGCCUUCCAGGUCUCCUUCCAGGUCUCGUGGCUCUCGCUCUCCGUCUACGGACAGCCGCCACUGAGAACACCUAGCGCAGGAGUAUACACAUUUUAAAAUAAACACACACCGCGUACAUAAAUACUCCCAUUCAGACAAAACAGGACAGGGCAGGAACUGUUUUACCCAGCGGUUCUUGCCUGGUGUCCCUGUAUUUUCCCCUCCAUGUUUCCUCCCUCCACUCUUCUCUUCUGACAUAGCUGAUCUUUGACCUACUUUUGUAUGGUGGGUGUUCUCAGUAAAAGCUUGGCUCUUGCUGUGAACACAAUGAGGGCUUUGUUUUCAAUUUGAG